Odocoileus virginianus texanus is the source of this 2152-nucleotide messenger RNA. RefSeq names its product gap junction protein gamma 2 (gene GJC2). Gene Ontology annotation, molecular function: gap junction channel activity. Gene Ontology annotation, cellular component: connexin complex. Gene Ontology annotation, biological process: cell-cell signaling. Lineage: Eukaryota; Metazoa; Chordata; Mammalia; Artiodactyla; Cervidae. The record is from RefSeq and is a predicted model, not a curated record.
UGCAUGCUCAGGAGGGCCGUGUCCAGCUGGCCAGCAGGUGGAAGGGCUCAGAAGGACUUGUUUCCUGGCCUGGAAAAGGUCUUAUCCCCCGCCCCUAUGACCAACAUGAGCUGGAGCUUCCUGACGCGGCUGCUGGAAGAGAUCCACAACCACUCCACGUUCGUGGGGAAGGUGUGGCUCACGGUGCUGGUGGUCUUCCGCAUUGUGCUCACCGCCGUGGGCGGCGAGUCCAUCUACUCCGACGAGCAGACCAAGUUCACGUGCAACACGCGGCAGCCCGGCUGCGACAACGUCUGCUACGACGCCUUUGAGGAACCCAUGCUGGGCCUGGGCGAAGAGGACGAAGACCCGGGAGUGGCCGAGGGCCUGGGUGAGGAGGACGAGGCCGAGGAUACGGGGGCGGCCAAGGGCGCAGGAGGGGACGCCAAGGUGGCUGCGGCCCCGGGUCCCGCGGGCCAGCAUGACGGGCGGCGGCGCAUCCAGCGCGAGGGCCUGAUGCGCGUGUACGUGGCCCAGCUGGUGGCGCGGGCCGCCUUCGAGGUGGCCUUCCUGGUGGGACAGUACCUUCUGUACGGCUUUGAGGUGCGGCCCUUCUUCGCAUGUAGCCGCCAGCCCUGUCCCCAUGUGGUUGACUGCUUCGUGUCACGGCCCACUGAGAAGACGGUCUUCCUGCUGGUCAUGUACGUGGUCAGCUGCCUCUGUCUGCUGCUCAACCUCUGUGAGAUGGCGCACCUGGGUCUCGGCAGCGCGCAAGACGCUGUGCGCGGCCGCCGCCCACUGCCCCCCUCCCCCGGCGCCAUGCCCCGCCCGCCUCCCUGCGCUCUGCCCGCUGCGCCUUCAGGCCUAGCCUGUCCGCCUGACUAUAGCCUGGUGGUUCGCACGGCUGAGCGCGCACGCGCCCAGGACCAGGACCUGGCCAGCCUGGCCCUGCAGGCGCUGCAGGACCGGCGGGCACUUGGGGACCUCGACAGUCCACCCGGCCCGGGCCUCCCAGUGAACGCCCGGGGGCCCCCGAAGGCUGGCGCCCCUGCGUCGGGGUCGGGCAGUGGCACAUCAGGGGGCACUGUGGGGGGCCAGGGUCGGCAGGGGAUCAAACCCAGGAUGGGCUCAGAGAAGGGCAGUGGGAGCAGCAGCAGGGAGGGUAAGACCACCGUGUGGAUCUGAGGCCUCCCCUUGGCUGCUCUGCAUCUUCCCUCUCCCCAGGGCGGAGGCAGGGGCUUCUAGGGAGGGGCUGGACACCACCUAAGGUGCAGAACACAACCUGCCCUCCUCUUCCCCAGCCGGCUGCUCACCCCCUCCGGAGGGGUACAGGGCACUGACCUUCUCUGCAUCAUCACCCCUCCCUGCCUGAGCCCUGUGUUCCUCCAGGGUAGGGUGGGCAGCCUGGGAACCAAGAAGGGUCCCCACCUCUGACCCAUAAGCCCUGGUGGGGGAUAGGACUGUGGCUGGGGCAUUGCCCGCCUCCCAGAGCCACCCAGCUGGCCCCCUCAGGACAAGGGGGCCCCCAGGCAGGAGCUCCACCCACUCCAGCCCUGCUUCCCUGCAGAAGCCAGGGCGUGACUGCCCAAGGGCGCCUGGCUUGGGUGUUUGAGGGGUUCUGUGCUUAUUCCCACUCCCUGCCUAGCAAAUGGGGUUCUUUCCCUAGCACCCACACUCUUCUAGUCCAUGCUCUGGUUCUUGCAGAGCUAGAGGCAAUGCCAGGUCUCCCUGGCAUAGAAGGAAAAACAGUGAGCACGGUGGUCAGAGGCUGCAGCCAGUGCUGGUUGGCACUGCUUCAUGCCUCACCCCCACCAGGUCCCAAAUAUGAGCUGCCUUGAAUGCAGGUGGAACUGCGCCCUGCUUCCUGCUUCCCGCCCAGACCGACCUGGGGCUAAGGCCUUGCAUGGGCUGGGGUGGAUGGGACCAUGCCCUCUCCAGCUCUGUGCUGGCCUGGCGUGGCCCCUUCCUUGGGCACAUACUUGAAAUUCUGAAAAGACACUGGCCUCCCUUGCCACUCAGACCAACAGGGUGGUGGUCAGGGGCUAUGACUUUGGCCACGCAGAGGGAAGGGACUCUGAAGCUCCUGCCACAGCCUCUUCCCUCCAGCCCCCUCUCCAACUCAGACACAGCCUCCAAAACAAAGGGAGUGAAAUAAAACUAACUUUUGUUUACA